Molecule: messenger RNA, 1509 nt
Organism: Chelmon rostratus (copperband butterflyfish)
Lineage: Eukaryota; Metazoa; Chordata; Actinopteri; Chaetodontiformes; Chaetodontidae
Gene: chrm2a
Product: cholinergic receptor, muscarinic 2a
Exons: 1
Coding region: 1-1509 (502 amino acids)
Biological process (GO): adenylate cyclase-activating adrenergic receptor signaling pathway; regulation of heart contraction
Cellular component (GO): plasma membrane
Molecular function (GO): G protein-coupled acetylcholine receptor activity
Source: RefSeq, a predicted model, not a curated record
AUGGAUGUAUUCAAUUUCACCUACUGGAAUGCCUCUGAAGGCAAUGACACAGAAGUCGUGGCAGAGAGCGACAGCGCCUACAAGACAGUGGAGGUGGUGUUCAUCGUGUUGGUGGCCGGUUCCCUCAGCUUGGUUACAGUCAUUGGAAACAUCCUGGUCAUGCUUUCCAUCAAAGUUAAUAGGAACUUACAGACUGUCAACAACUAUUUUUUAUUCAGCCUUGCAUGUGCUGACCUAAUUAUUGGACUGUGCUCUAUGAACUUGUACACGGUCUACAUAGUAAUCGGGUAUUGGCCACUGGGGCCGGUGGUGUGUGACCUGUGGUUAGCCUUGGACUAUGUUGUCAGCAAUGCAUCUGUCAUGAAUCUUCUCAUCAUAAGCUUUGACAGAUAUUUCUGUGUCACCAAGCCCCUCAGCUACCCUGUCAAAAGGACCACCAAGAUGGCAGGCAUGAUGAUUGCCGCAGCCUGGGUCCUGUCUUUCAUCCUCUGGGCGCCAGCCAUUCUCUUCUGGCAGUUCAUCGUCGGUGGGCGGACGGUGCCUGAGAAGGAGUGCUACAUCCAGUUCUUCUCUAAUGCCGCAGUCACUUUUGGCACCGCCAUUGCCGCCUUUUACCUGCCCGUCAUCAUCAUGAUUCAGCUGUACUGGCAGAUCUCCAGAGCGAGCAAGAGCCGCGUGAAGAAGGACAACCGCAAGCCGUCAGGAGCCAAUCCAGAGCCCCUGUCGCCCGGCCAGAGGAGGAACAACACGCCAAAACCCAACAAUAACAACGUGCCGGGGGAGGACACAGGACGUUCCCAGAGCCAGAAUGCUGAUGAUGGAGCUAACCAGCAUGACGGAAAGCUGCAAAACGGCAAAGGGCCGUCCUCGACCACUGCCGAGGGAGACACCGAAGGUGACGACGUGGCGAGGGAGAACUGCGCUCCUGCAGAAGAGAAGGAGAGCUCCAAUGAUUCAACAUCCGGCAGCGUGGCUGCGUCCAAUCAGAAGGACGAAGAGGCGGUGCCCUCUACCGCUAACUCCAGCGCAGAGGCGAGCCAGCCACUCCCGCGUCAGCGAGCCAAGGCGGGCGGCUCCAAGCUGACCUGCAUCAAGAUCAAGACCAAAUCACCCAAGGGGGACUGCUACACACCGUCCAACGCCACCGUCGAGAUCGUCCCGGCCACGGAGCGGCAGAAUCACGUGGCGCGGAAGAUUGUGAAGAUGACGAAGCAACCCCCCAACAAGAAGAAGAAAGCGGCGCCAUCACGGGAGAAAAAAGUGACCCGCACCAUAAUGGCCAUCCUGGUAGCUUUCGUGGCCACCUGGACUCCUUACAACGUGAUGGUGCUUAUUAACACCUUCUGCUCCAGCUGCAUCCCCAACACAGUGUGGACUAUUGGCUACUGGCUGUGCUACAUCAACAGCACCAUCAACCCGGCCUGCUACGCCCUGUGCAAUGUCACAUUCAAAAAGACAUUCAAGCAUCUUCUCCUCUGCCAGUAUAAGAACAUUAGGUCAGCCAGAUAA